This is a messenger RNA of Staurois parvus, 478 nucleotides long. Lineage: Eukaryota; Metazoa; Chordata; Amphibia; Anura; Ranidae. The record is from the annotation of a GenBank genome assembly.
AUGGGCCCCUGUACCGCCUCCUCAUGCUGCUGCCAGGCCCGUAAUCUGCCAUGGGCCCCCGUACCGACUCCUCAUGCUGCUGCCAGGCCCGUAAUCUGUCAUGGGCCCCUGUACCGCCUCCUCAUGCUGCUGCCAGGUCCAGAGUGUGUCAUGGGUCCCUGUACGGCCUCCCAUUGCUGCUGUCUCCAUCGCCACACUCUGCCAUGUGCCACUUUCAGGUCUCCUCACACUGCUGGUGGGUUCCAUUUUGUCAUAGGGUGCUGUAUGGCCUCCCAUUGCUGCUGCCUCCACCGCCACACUGUGGCUCCACACUCACUCUGGUUUUGGCCCCGUGACUGCCCAAAUGAGUGAAGUGUGCGGUGAUUCUAAGAUCGACGGCACUCAUCUGCAUGUCAUACUGACUGACAGUAUUAGUUCUCUUCCCCAGCAGACUCCAAGGGCAUUUAAAUUAAAGGUACAGUGUUCUGCACUAAUAUAA